Molecule: messenger RNA, 1635 nt
Organism: Aspergillus ochraceoroseus IBT 24754
Lineage: Eukaryota; Fungi; Ascomycota; Eurotiomycetes; Eurotiales; Aspergillaceae
Product: flavin-containing monooxygenase
Exons: 4
Coding region: 1-1635 (544 amino acids)
Molecular function (GO): flavin adenine dinucleotide binding; N,N-dimethylaniline monooxygenase activity; NADP binding
Source: RefSeq, a predicted model, not a curated record
AUGUCUGUCGACACUGAUGUUCUUAUUAUCGGCGCAGGCCUGUCUGGAAUCGGAUUUGCCGUGCGACUCCAGCAGGAGUUCCCGCGGGUGACUUAUGAAAUAUACGAGCGAGCCGAGGACCUGGGAGGGACAUGGCUGAUGAACACAUAUCCUGGGUGUGCCUGUGAUAUCCCGUCGCAUCUUUAUUCCUACUCCUUCGCCCUGAACCCGGAAUGGAGUAUGCAGUUUGCGCCCCAGCCCGAGAUCCAAGCCUACUUCCGCGCUGUCGCAAACAAGUUUGACAUCCCCCGCCAUAUAACGUUUCGCUCGACCGUUCGGAACGCGGUUUUUGAUGAGUCCUCUGGGACAUGGCUUGUGGAGAUCCUUGACCAGGAGACAGGCCGUGUGUAUGAGAAGCGCUCGAGGGUUCUAAUCUCCGCGGUUGGGAUCCUUUCGGAACCGAAUGAUUGCGAGAUUCCCGGUGCAGAGGCGUACCAAGGCAGGCUUUUCCACUGUGCGAGGUGGGACCAUUCGUUUACAUGGGCAGGGAAAGAUGUAGUGGUAGUUGGCAAUGGCUGCAGCGCGACACAAUUCGUUCCCGUGCUGAGCGAUGGCGAGGGAAAAGCUAAUAAAGUUGUUCAGUUUAUCCGCCAGCCUCACUGGAUUGAGGAACGCCCUAACCCGACUUAUCCUGCAGCCUUCAAAUGGGUCCUGCGCCAUGUGCCCCUUGCGAUGCGCUUCCUGCGGUUGUGCAUUUUCGCCGUCGCCGAGAGCUAUUUCCCCACAAUGAACCGGAUUGCCGGGAAGAAGCUUCGAGAGAAGAAAAUGAGAGAGCAAACAGAGUAUAUUAAGCGCAUCGCGCCCGAAAGGUACCAUGACGUGCUGGUCCCCAAGGCGGAGCUGGGAUGCAAGCGCAGAGUCAUGGACACAGACUAUCUUGCCUGUCUCCACCGGGAGAAUAUGGAGCUCGUCUAUGCGGAUCCCAUCGAGGCCAUUACGUCGACGGGGGUCAAGACGAAAUCGGGACGAGAGAUCCACGCCGAUGCCGUGAUCCUCGCGACGGGCUUUAAAGCGCAAGAUCUAUGUCCUGUGGAGAUCCGAGGCGAGAGGGGGAUGAGUCUGAAUGAGCAUUGGGCAACCUGCCCCUCCAAAUCCCCCCAAGCAUACUACGGUGCCUGCGUCUCCGGCUUCCCUAAUUUCUUCCUGCUCAUGGGCCCCAACACCGUCACCGGCCACAACUCGGCAAUCUACACAGCCGAAUGCCAAAUCAACUUUAUUCUCAAACUCCUCCACCCCAUUCUCACCCCGCUACUCUCUCCUUCCUCUUCCUUUUCUUUUUCCUCGUUAUUGUCCUGGUCCUGGAACCCAUUCCGCCGCCGCCGCCGCCGCCGCCGAGCCCCCGACACCGUCGUCGUCACGGCCGACGCCGAGCAAAACGAAAGCAAAUGGAUCGACCGGGCAAGUAGCAACUUCGUCUGGACGAGCGGGUGCGCAACUUGGUAUCUUCGGCCCGCGACGGGGCGCAACACAAUCAUGUAUCCGGACUCGCAGGUGAAGUUUUGGCUGAGGAGUGUGUUUGGGCCUGUUUGGAGGGAUUUUGUUUUUCGGUCUGCUUCGACAAGACUGCGUGGUGGUGGUGGAUUCCAAGAAAAUUAG